Messenger RNA from Trichophyton verrucosum HKI 0517, 1170 nucleotides. RefSeq lists its product as uncharacterized. The coding region runs from base 1 to 1170 and encodes 389 amino acids. The transcript is spliced from 2 exons. The record is from RefSeq and is a predicted model, not a curated record. Lineage: Eukaryota; Fungi; Ascomycota; Eurotiomycetes; Onygenales; Arthrodermataceae.
AUGGCGACCGAAGAUAACGCUGUCAGUGGACUAACCAUGGCGGACCGGGUUCAAAAAAUCCGCUCUCGCCUUUCCGCUCUUUUUGCUGGGGGUUCUCCUGGAUCCUGCAACAUAGAGAACUCCCAUAAACCCUCACGGCUAUCUCCAGCGGAGAUACGCAUGUAUGCCCCCGGAUCAGGUGGAAGUGUACGCCGUGAACGAAACAUUUCGUCAGGAAGAAGGUCUAUUUCGUCGACUGGCUCCGUGAUAGACAACAACGCGCCGCCAAAUGAUAAUAUACUACCAUUCUCACCCCCCAGUACAGAAUCAGGUGGCCAUAUGACAAACUCACGGGCACAACAUAGAGUUGAGAACCAUAUUCAUAGAGGAGGUGUAUUACUCAAUUGGAUUCAGCGUUCAGUCGAGGCUCACCCUCAUCAACCAAAACACAAGCCAAGUCGUAGCAAAUUGGCAGGGUGGUUGCUCUGCAUGCGGCCGCGGGCGAAAGCCAGAUCGACAAGGAGGAAACUUAUAGACUGCGCCAUUUCAGGGAUCCUUUUAGCCAGUGUGCUAACAACAUGUUCGUCACCAUCCAUUCCCUGCUUCCUGUGCUCAAUUCACAUACUUACUAUAUGCUUAGAUCUUGUCCUUGCCGUCACUUCUUCAGGAAAGAAGUUUGAAUUCCACAUCAUUCUAAUUAUUGCCUUGAUGGCUUGUACAGUAUAUUUCUGCCAUUCGCUCAUCCGAUUGCUGAUGACGGCGAAACGGCGCCAGGUGCGCCGGCGUCGGGUGCAUUAUAACCAACCCACCCGGGACCCUGAUAUGGUCGAGAGCUUCACCCAUAUUGAUCGACCUAUCCCCGUCAUAUUUGCAACUGAUUUGGAGAUGGGCCUCGGAACUGAGGCUGAGGAGGGCGAAAACAAACCUGGCCAAAUCUCCAUUCCACCUCCAGCAUAUGGCCUUUGGAGGGGUAGUGUGAAGAUGGACCCAAGCCGGCUUUACUGGCAACGUAUCGACCCGCAGAAACCCAAUCGUCGCCACUCUCAGAGCAUGGGCGAGCCCCGACCGCCAAGCACAAACCGGCCUCCUAGCUAUAUCUUGGACGAGAGCCAGCCGUCCAUUGUUGUCAAUCUCCAACCCCAAUUACAGAGUACUUCCACAAGUUCAACUACGGUGCCAACCGAGCAAUAA